Messenger RNA from Trichosurus vulpecula (common brushtail), 2385 nucleotides. RefSeq names its product maestro heat like repeat family member 6 (gene MROH6). The record is from RefSeq and is a predicted model, not a curated record. The transcript is spliced from 14 exons. Lineage: Eukaryota; Metazoa; Chordata; Mammalia; Diprotodontia; Phalangeridae. Bases 1 to 2193 code for a protein of 730 amino acids. Gene Ontology annotation, cellular component: cytoplasm.
AUGGCUAGAGGGAGGCAGGGAUGGGCUGGGGGAGCCCACAGGGGUCCUUCAGAGCCCUUGGGAGCCCUUUCUCUGGCUGCAUUGGCUGAGGGGAUCCAGAUCAGCCGAGAGGGCACUAGACCCAGUCAAGGGCAGCCCCUCCAGGAGUCUGAGAGUCCCGCUGAACUAGUCAUUGCACCAAGGACAGAGAGUCUGGAACCUGAUACUGCCACUGGGGUGCUGAGCUCUCCAAAGGCUUCUAGCUUGGACCCUGAGCCCCAGCCCUGGGAGCCUGAACAGCAUCCUCAGAGCCCUCUGGUCCCUGGUUCCUUGGCAGAUUUUGCUGUUCAAACUGUGGUCUGCCUUGAGGAUGCUGGUAUCUCAGGGACCCAGGCCUUGGCCUUCAGUCUCUCCUCGGCCUUGGAGGCUCAGGGUGGACAGCUCCCAGAAAAGGUACGGGAGGUGGUCCAGGGACUGCAUGGACAGAUGGCUCAGCUCUUGGAAGGCAGGGCAAGGAGGGUGGCCCUGAGAGCACUUUGCUCGUUGGCUGCAGAACACACACACGAAGUGGUCCAGACCCUAUUGUCUCACUCUCUGCCCUGUGACAGUGCAGCAGCUGAGUUGUGGCGAGGCUUGAGCCGGAACCAGAGGGUGAACGGGCUGGUCCUGGUGCACCUGCUACAGGAGGUGAAGGGCCCACCCCAGAUCCAGGGUCCCAGCCCCAGCUCCAGCCCAGGCCUGAGUCCCCAGGCAGUCAAGCCCAAAGCCCAGGCAUUGGCUGCCACAAGAGCACUAGGAGAGAUGUUGGCAGUGUCAGGAUGUGUGGCUGCCACAAGGGGCUUCUACCCACAAGUGCUCAUUGCGCUGGUUACACAGCUGCACCAGCUGGCCUGGUGUGCCCACUCCCCCCAGGUUCAAGUGAAGGUCCUCGGUCCUCCCCCCAACCAUGCUAGCUGUGCUGUGGAAGCUUUGAAGGCCCUUCUCAAUGGGGAUGGAGGUCGAAUGGUGGUGACCUGCAUGGAGCAGAGUGGGGGCUGGAGGCGACUCAUAGGAUCUGGGACCCAUCUGGAGGGUGUCCUCCUGCUGGCCAGUGCCCUGGUGGCUCAUGCUGACCACCACCUGCGUGGGCUCUUUGCAGACCUACUUCCACGGCUACAAAGCACAGAUAAAGCCCGACGCCUGACUGCCAUGGCAUUCUUCACUGGGCUUCUUCAGAGUCAGCCCACGACAAGGCUGUUGAGAGACGAAGCCAUCGUGCAACGUCUGACCACCUGGCAGGUGGACCCUGAGCCCACUGUGCGCUGGCUCGGCCUUCUGGGCCUGGGUCACCUGGCCCUGAACCGCAGAAAGGCGCGGUACGUGGGGACGCUGCUCCGGGCUCUGCUGUGCGCGCUCGGCGAGGCGGACACGCGGCUGGUGGGGGCUGCCCUGGGCGCGCUCCGGAGGCUCCUGCUGAGGCCUGUGGCCCGGGCGCGCGUGAGCGCGCAAUGCACCAGCCUGGGCUCGCGCUUGAGGCCGCUGCUGGACCACGACCAGGAUUCUGUGCGUGCCUCGGCUAUCGGGCUCCUCGGUACCUUAGUGGGUCGUUGCUCCCCGCGGCGCGCAAGGGCGGUACGCGAGCUGGUGCUGGGCAGCCUAGUGACCCUGUUGCUGCGCCUGCAAGACCCGAGCCUGGAUGCCGCUGAGAGUGCAGAGUGGACAUUAGCUCGUUGUGACCGAUUCCUUCGCUGGAGUCUCUUGGAGGAAAUCUCAGCCAUGGUUCACUAUGAUAGCCCGGAGGCUCUAAGCCGCACUUGCAGACGACUGGUGCAGUGGUACCCUGGCAGAGCCUCUGACUUCUUGAGCCAGGCCCAGGGCUACCUGAGGAGUCCCCAGGUUCCCAUUCGCCGAGUUUCAGCCAUGUUCAUAGGGUUUCUGAUCCAUCACAUGGACCCUGACUGUGUUAACCCUGGUCUGGUGGACUCACUGCUACAUGACCUUGGAGAAAUGCAGUGGGAUGCCGAGCCUUGCAUUCGAGAUGUUUCCCACAUCACCAUGCACCAAGUGCGGCUAGUGUGUCGGGACCAGGACUCCCAUGGACAUGGCAGCUUCUCCCCUUGGCAGCUGUUCUGUUGCUGGGGCCACCGCCAAGAUCGGGAGAGACCAGUCUAUGAGGACAGCCCCUUCAAGCCUAGGAGCCGGGCUGGCCUAUGGGGGUGUGGGGGGCCAUCCUGAGCUGUCUCCUAGCUCGGUUUAAAGACCAUUGUUUAGCCAAGUAAGCAAGGUCCCUUGCCCUUGCCCAGACCUCACCUAGGUAUUCACAGCCUGUGCAUGGAGAUGGAUUCCUUAAACCCUUCAUGGGGGGAAGCUUCCCAGGUAUAUCUGCCUGGGAGCCUGUUCCUGGGGGAAGGGUGGAGCCCCUGGACA